CUUACAACAACUUUAAACAUUGGCAUCAAAGUGGAAGCAACCACCAGAGAAUGCGGACGGACAAUUCACAGCACCAACAUUGUCACUACAUCCCUUCUCGCCGGCCACCCUCCACCACCACUACAACCACCGCAUCUAACACCCUUUUUAACCCUUGAAACCACAAACCCAUCAAAAAGAUUCAAUCUUGAUACAAACCCAUCAACAAAAAAUUCAAUCUUGAACCACACCCACCAAAAAAAAUUCAAUCUUGAACCAAACCCACCAAAAAAAUUCAAUCUUGAACCAAACCCAUCAAAAUUUUUCAAUCUUGAAGCAAACCCACCAAAAAAAAUUCAACCUUGAACCAAACCCAUCAAAAAUUUUCAAUCUUGAAGCAAACCCACCAAAAAAAUUCAAUCUUGAACCAAACCCAUCAAAAAGAUUCAAUCUUUAUCUGAAAUUCAUUGAUUUACAAUGCAAAACUCACCACCAUCAUCAUCCACCACCACUGUGUACACCAUCUUAACCAUCACCACCCUCCUCUUCCUCCUCCUUUUCUUCUCCUCAUUCCCCACAUCACCACCGCCGCCGUCCUUCUCCGACCCCUAUCUCUUCCCCCACCGCCCCUCCACCGCCCAAUACCACAACCACCAACUCCUCUUCACCACCACCAACAAAACCACCAACCAAUCUCCACCAUCCAUUGCCUAUUUCAUCUCCGGAUCCUCCAACGACUCGGGUCGGAUCAUCCGGCUCUUGUUCUCCAUCUACCAUCCAAGAAACCAAUAUCUUCUUCAUCUUGACAGUUCUGCCCCUCAAAAAGAAAGAGACUUUUUAGCCCUAACUGUUCAGUCAGUUAAAGUUAUGUGGUCUGCUCAAAAUGUUAAUGUUAUUGGGAAAUCUGAUCUUGUUUCCCCUAAAGGGUCUUCUUCUGUUUCCUCAACUUUACAUGGUGCUGCUAUUUUGUUGAAGCUUUGUUCUGAUUGGGAUUGGUUUAUUAAUCUUUCUGCUGCUGAUUAUCCUCUUGUUACUCAAGAUGAUCUUCUUCACAUUCUAUCGUACCUGCCUAAAGAUCUUAACUUUGUGAAUCAUACAAGCUACAUUGGAUGGAAAGAGUCGCGCAUUUUGAAACCGGUAGUCGUUGACCAGAGCCUUUUUCUUGCUGAGCAGAGUGAGAUCUUUUACGGCACUCAAAAACGGCCAUUGCCAGAUGCCUACCGGUUGUUUGCAGGUUCAUCAACGUCUAUAUUAAGCCGAAAGUUUGUGGAGUUUUGCAUUUUAGGAACCGAAAACUUACCGAGAACCCUACUUAUGUACUUAUCCAACAGUCUCGCGUCCCAAUCAAUAUACUUCCCGACCGUCUUAUGUAAUUCUCCUCAACUAAACAAAACCGUUGUAAACCACAACUUACUAUAUUCCGCAUACGAUGCCAAACACCAACCGAGGACACUCAGUUCCGAUGAUCUUGACGAUCUAAUCAACAGUGGUUCGGCUUUUGGUUCUAUGUUUAUUCCAGAUGAUCCGGUUCUUGACCACAUUGACCAAAAGGUUCUGAACCGCGGUCAGGGUCUACCGGUUCCAGGUGGGUGGUGUUUAGGCGGGUCUAGUGAUGAAGCUUGUAGUGUUUGGGGCGAUGCGGAUGUUUUGAAGCCUGGACCGGGGGCUAAAAGGCUGGAGCAGCUCAUGGUUAAGUUACUGUCGAAUGAGAGUUUUGGUUCGAGUCAGUGCAUUGUCGAAUGAUGAGUCGGGGUGUUGGUUUUAUAGAUUUACAAGUGAAAUUUUUUGUAUAUUGGUAUUUGCAUCAUGAAGUUGAUUUGUCUUCCUGUUGUUUUACUAUUCUUUGAAGCAAUAUAGCAGGUAGAUGAGCAA
Molecule: messenger RNA, 1851 nt
Organism: Helianthus annuus (common sunflower)
Lineage: Eukaryota; Viridiplantae; Streptophyta; Magnoliopsida; Asterales; Asteraceae
Product: beta-glucuronosyltransferase GlcAT14A
Exons: 4
Coding region: 457-1722 (421 amino acids)
Cellular component (GO): membrane
Molecular function (GO): glucuronosyltransferase activity
Source: RefSeq, a predicted model, not a curated record